UGUGGGGUUGGGGUAAAUAAGUGCUUAAUGAUGGAUAUAGAAUUUGUGGGUCAAACGUGAUGCUUUCCUGCUGUAAAAUUAAUCGUCUGUGACAAAAGCUGCCAUAUCUUUGUGAACCUGAGGAUAGGAGCAACAGGCCAGCCCAGCCCUCCACUAUUUACAGAGCAGCUGCUUAUGUAACAGCCCGUAGCCCAAUGGUUGUGUGGGGGUGGCGGCUGUGGCCUAUAUCACAAGCCUGGUAGCGAGCCGAGCGGCUCAGAUCGUCGAGCCUAGUCUCGGGACCUUUCACUCUAGCCUUGGCUGCUCUGACUGAUGGAGACGCCAGGCGCCCUCAACGAGAUACUGCAGCUGGCCGACGAGGCUUUCAGGGCCAAGAACUAUGCACUAGCGGCCGACAUCUAUGAGUGUCAGCUGCUGGAGCUGGGCCCCGAGCGGCGCAUCUACCUGCGGAAGGCUGACGCUUUGUGCCGUUGCGACCGCUUCAGCGAGGCUCUGGAGGCCUACCAGAAGGCCGCGGACCUGGGCCGACUCCGGCCCGACGACAUGCAGAACUUACUGGAGAGCAUCACCGCCAACCUCCGCGGUAAGGAGCUGUUGCUCCGGAGCGGCAGACCGCAGGCUCCGGGCCAGCCCCGGGCGGGCAGCAGCACGGCGGCAGAUGCCAGUCCUGCCUGCGCGCCUAGUCCCGGGAACGGUGACAAGGAGGAAGAGGACGCCACCCCGUCUCUGCUGAGUUGCCGCUUGUGCCUGUGCCUGCUCUCGGAGCCCGUAUCGCUCCCGUGCGGACACAGCUUCUGCCGGCGCUGCCUGGAGCGGUCGGCGGCAGCGCCGUGUCGGCUCUGCGAACACUCCGCCUUGGUGCGGGCUGAAGCUGGGGCCGGAUCCGAGGCCGCCCCCUCCCAAACUCCCACCAGUUCCAGCUUCCGGCCCAACGUGGUUCUCUGCAACUUGAUGGAGAAGUGGUUCCCGUGCGAGAGUCGCGCCCGGCGGCUGCAGGCCGAGGCUGACGGGUUGCUCCAGGGCCGCGACUAUCUGGGCGCUCUGAAGCUGACUGAUCAGGCGCUCUCGCUGGUCCCCCAUGACUACUUGAUGCUGUGUAAACGUGCAGAGCUUUAUGUAACUCUCGGACAAUAUGAGAAAGCUCUUUGUGAUGGAGAUGUGGCAUGUGCACUUAAACCACUAAAGGCAACGGGACAUUUUUGGAAAGCUGAAGCUCUUGCUGGAAUGGGUAGAAUUGAAGAAGCUUUGAAGGAAUACUUAUACUGCCUUGCUGUGAGACCGGACUGGAAAGCUGUAAAACUAAAAGCACAAAAGAUCUUGUGUGAUAUGUUUGCACCUGUCGUGGAAAAUAUGGAAGACACUCUCCUAACCAACAUGCGAGUGCAGGCAACUUCUAUCAGACCCAAGCCUACUUUUCUCAGCACUUUUAGUUCUGCAUCAGUUGUCAAAGGUGGUACAGCUGCUGGGCCUUUUGAGUGUUUGAUCAAAGUGAACAAAAUUGCAGUCCAGGAACCAAAUGAUUCGAAUCAAACAUUAAAAGCAUCCAAGAUAACGCUUGGUGAAAACUUUCUGCCAGUUGACACAGCUUCAUCCUGGCCAGCUGAUGACAGUAAAAAGAGAAAGCUAUCAAGUGAGACAGAGUUCUGUGAGCGCUUCAAAAGACCCAACAAAAUGGUUAAAAAAGAUGAACUUGCUCCGUUGACAUUUAAUAAUUUCAAAGCUUCAGGGGAGAUACCUGGGAAGCUUGUGGAUCCAUCUGAUUUUGAAUGUUCUCUUUGUAUGAGAUUAUUCUAUGAACCUAUCACCACUUCCUGUGGGCACACCUUCUGCUUAAGGUGUUUGGAACGCAGUCUGGAUCAUAAUUCCAGAUGCCCGCUUUGUAAAAAAAAUGUUGCUGAGUAUUUGGUAACCAGGGCUUUUGGCAAGGCGUUCCUGAUAGAAGAACUGAUUGUACGGUACCUGCCUGAAGAAUUGAAAGAGAGAAAGAAGUUUCAUGAAGAAGAAAUGAAAGAACUGUCCAACCUCAACGAAGAUGUUCCGAUUUUUGUUUGCACCAUGAGCUUCCCAACUAUUCCAUGUCCUCUUCACGUUUUUGAACCACGUUAUCGUCUCAUGAUUCGCAGAUGUAUGGAAACUGGUACCAGGCAAUUUGGAAUGUGCAUUGGAAGUGACCUUAAUGGGUUUGCUGAUUAUGGCUGCAUUCUAGAAAUCAGGGAUGUGAAGUUCUUUCCAGAUGGUCGUUCUGUAGUUGAUACAGUUGGCAAGCGUCGAUUUAAAGUUUUGCACCACGGCCAGAGAGAUGGUUAUAGUACUGCCAAUAUUGAGUACCUGGAAGAUGACAAGGUCGAAGGGGCAGAGUAUAAUGAACUUGUCAGUCUGUCUAACCUGGUGUAUGACCAAGCAUUAAUUUGGUUUAAAUCACUCAAGGAUGAUAUGAGAACUCAAAUUCUGAAUCAUUUUGGACCAAUGCCAGGAAAGGAGCCAAUACCUCAGUCAAGUCAAGAUGGUCCUGCCUGGUGCUGGUGGCUGUUAGCUGUGUUACCUUUAGAGAGUCGUGCUCAGCUAGCAGUUCUGUCAAUGACCUCACUCAAAAAUCGCCUCAUUGCUAUUCGCCGUGUAUUAGUAUUUGUGACCCGACGACGGUUCCGAUCAUUGUGAUGAAGAUUUAAUUGGAUAAAUAGCUGCCUUCCAAAUGUGUUACUUUUUGUGGGGAAACUUUUUAAAACCCCAUUUGAACUAAAAUAAUGUAAUGUUUGAAAAGAAAAAUAAAACUGAACAGUGAAUUGCUCAUUUCCACAUAAAUUAGCAAGAAAGUAUGCUCAUAACCAAUUAUGUUACAUGUGUUAGAAUUGCCCUUUGAUUCCAAAGUAAUAUUUGAAGCCAUCACUGCUGUUUUAGAAAAUACUUUCUUAUUACUGAAAGAGUCUUGAAUAAAGUAUCUGUAGAUGGAGUUAACCACUGCCUAACAAAGAAAGACUAAUUGUGCAGAAGUAUUGAGGAAUAUGUUUUUUUCCAGUACUGGCCAGUGUGAAAUGAAAAUCUUCAAAUUUGAGGUGGCAUACAUGCUGCAUAGACUUGAAGCGUUGCAGAUAAUGACCGUAGAUUGCAAGUCUUUGCAAUUCUAGAAGUCAAGAAUGGUACGGCAGAAAUUCAAAAUUUCAAAUAGCUGUUCUGAACUCAUAAUAUUGGCAGUGUAUGGUGAAAGAUAUUUUUCAUUGUCAUUAUUGAAUGAAUUACACAUGGUCUAAUAAUACUGAUAUUUGGAAUCUUUUGGUUGUAGGCAGAUCUAUCAUAUUGGUUCCAUUAAUCUAACCAAGAUCUAUUAUGUUAAACUAGAUUAAACUUGUAUGCCAUCCUCUGCAUGUAUACUGCUGGUGAUACAGAGCAGAGCCAUUCUCUCUGGGUAUUUUUUUCAAAAUGUUUUUUUUAAGGUUUUGGAAAAUUGCCAUAAUGUUAAGGGCUAACUGAAGUUGGCAACAGCAUAGGAAAAUGUGCUGCUUCAAAUUUGGGUGAGUUUGGUUUGACACUCCUAGCAUGAAGUUUGCUCUUCAAUAAUUACUUAUGUGUCAUCACGAGCACUUUGUAUUUUUGGCUCAAGGACUCAAGAUAGAUAUGGCAGCAAUAACGCAUGAUUUACAAUCAUGACACACCUGAUAGCCUGUCAAAGUCUCAUUCAGCUGGAUGUUUAAGUCUGUCUGGACUGAACAUUACCAAGGUAUCAGAAAGGAGAGAACAGUGCAAUUUCAAUCUAAGUCCACUGUGGUAUGAGCCAAGUAACUUACCAAAUGAUAAUUGGGCAUGGAUUUAAAAUGGGAAGACCUGGUCACAAUGACCUGUUCUAGCUUACAUGUAAGGUGCUGAAGUCAGCUUUGCCAAGUCAGAUCUUGUCAAUCUACACUGGACAGUGUUUCUACAUCAAGAGAACUUGAUUCUCAUAAAAUUUUCAUUACCAGAUUUUUUUUUUUACUAAAGUUUAAUGGAUUUAUUUUCUCAGGAAAGCCUAUUUCUACACUGAACUAUUCAGUACCAUUUAAACAAAUUCUUAAGCUCAUGAUAAUGAAUUGGAGUAACUCGGGCCCCAGCUAUUUUAUCCACCUAAUUAUUUCAGUUGUCUGUCCUUUGCCUGAUUGGUUAGUUUAAUUGUUUGUGAAGUUAGCAUUUGGAAAUUUUGGAAGAAAACUCGCAUCUCAUUGGGUAACUUCAUCUGUUGGAAGUACAAUUAAUAUAUCAUCAUCUAGGCUGCAGAUUUGGCAUCUGUUUUGUAUCAUUAUGUGUAACUAUUUUUAGAAACAAGCUGUAAAUUCAUGAUUGAGUCAUGAUUGUAUGCAGAUGUUGGCAGUAAAUUUCUAGUCACUGUGUCUUUUUAUGCUAUUUUUUUUUCAAAUUCCAAAUAUCCCUGAAGUAUAAACAGUUUAUGUGGUUAAGAAUUGUUGAGCUUUAACUGGUACAGAAAAAUUCUGUAUUCUAUUACCUCCCAUCCUUCCGAGUCUUAUUUUUCUGACAAAUGUUAAUCUUACAUUGAUUUAUUUGAAUUCCUUCUUUUCAUUUGAGCCAAUUUUUUUCAAUUGUGUAUUUAUAUUGUGCUGCUCAUCCAAUAGAAUUUGUUUAUUCUAAUUUCGAACAAUGAUGUUACAGUUCUGUCAACUUGUUAAAGCUGUUGUACACUUGUGAUGUUAAGUACUCAUUGUGUUUGGGGGUAAAAAAAACCAUUGUUGCUGUGAAGUGUUACCAAGGUUUUGAAAGUGCCAUUUUACUGUGUUUUUAAUUUUUCAGUGUAAAGAGGGGUUACUUAUUGUGGUAGUACGUUUGCUGAAUUUGUACAAUUCCAUCUGCAUUUUCAAACUGUCAUACUGCUUGGACGCAGUAAAUUAUUAUUUGCAGUUGGUGAAAUUGAAACCAAAAGAAGCAACACAGCUCAUGAAAAAGCAUUAUCCUAAUGUUGUCAAUUUGUAUUAGUCUUGAUAGUAUUUUUGGAAUUGACUGUGACUUGUAUGAAGUAUAUAUACAAAUGCAGAAUUUGUUUUGCAGUAAUGGUGAACUUGCAUGACAAAUUCUCAACUGUGGCUGUGUUAAAAAUCUUACAAUUGCCUACGAAGCAUUUUUACUUUGUGGGGUGGUAAAGUAUACAGACUCUCAGUCAUGGUUUUGUGCAGUUUUCUCAGUUGUAUGGGUAUGAAAGUUAAUACCAUGUUGUGGUUUGUAACAGGCAAAUGGAUCCAGUACUUCAGCAAUUUAAAUGUACCAAUGCAAACCUUAGACCAGUUUACAUUCAGAUUAUAUAGAUGCACAUGGUAUGCUACCUCAUUGAACUUGAACCAGAAACGAACUCACUUUUAAAUUUUGAGUUCUAAGAGUCUGUACAAAACAUUUUUCAUUGAAAUGUAUUUGAGUGGAGGCCUUUUAACCUAAAGUCUGUGGGUUAGAAAUUUGCCCUCUGACACUUGGCACUAAGUAAUUAAUAAGCAGUUUCACAGAACAAAUCCCUCAAACUCUGAACUUAGUACAAGCAAUCAAGGACUAAUAAUUUCUCAUCCCAGAUCCUUUUUAUUUACUGUUCAAAGUUUAUUUGCGCCUUUGUGUGAUGUUACUAUGUUUUGAUUCUGUUUGUUUUCCAUGAUUCAAAAGAGUUUAAUACAGGAUGCUGCAAUUUUGUUGUGUAAAUAUGUAUAAAUACAAAAUACAAAAUAUAUUUAUUUGGAUUUAAAAACUUUAAA
Messenger RNA from Hypanus sabinus (Atlantic stingray), 5714 nucleotides. RefSeq names its product LON peptidase N-terminal domain and ring finger 2 (gene lonrf2). Lineage: Eukaryota; Metazoa; Chordata; Chondrichthyes; Myliobatiformes; Dasyatidae. The transcript is spliced from 12 exons. The record is from RefSeq and is a predicted model, not a curated record. Bases 313 to 2658 code for a protein of 781 amino acids. Gene Ontology annotation, molecular function: protein binding.